UGUGAACAUUACAUCACAGAUAAUAUAUAGCAGCAUUAUAGUUAUAAUACCUUAACCCGGUCCAAAGAAUACAAAUGAAAAAAAAAUUACUGUAAACAAAAAAUAAACAUUGAUAAUUUGAAUCGCAAAGUAUAAUUUAAAUUAAAAAAAACCAUUUGUAAAUCAAAAUUGAUAAAUUAAAUAUGUCUAAGGUAACAAAUGUAAACUCUAGUUUAGCUUAUGAAAUACUGUUAUACUUAAAUAGUUUUUAUUUGGGUAUGUUUUUUGUAUGUGAAGUAGCUAUGGGAAUUUUAAAAGCUAUUAACGUAUCGUAUCCAGAAAAUGCAUUAUUGACCGAAGCAGGUAUAUUUUGUGCCUUGUGUCUUGUCGAAGUAAUCCGUAUUUUUCUAGGCCGAAGGGGGAACUUGGCUAGCAAAAGAAUUCCAGUUUUCUUAUCAGUAUUAUUAACAGUGCCAUGCGCUGUUGGUGUAUGCUACUUUCUUAUAUACCAGACAUACAUUCUACGGCUGGAAUACAUAUGGUGUGCAGUGAUGCUAAUAUUCCAUGCUCUGGAGCUUGCUUUUGCCAUACUUUUCAUCUUUACUGUUUGUAAAAAUCAGCAAUAUGAAUAGAAUAAGUGUAAAAGUACCUCACUGCCAAAGAGAUACGGAAUGCCAAAUAUAUGAACUAAGUGAUACAUUCCAAUGUUUGUAACAAGUAGACUUUUGCCAGUAUUAUAUUUAAAUUCAAACUAAUUGCCAGUAUUAUUGUGUUGUCAUUUUCAUAUACAUAGAAUUAAGCUUUUAUUAACUACAUAAUUAAAAUUACAGGUUAGUAUAUUAUUCUGAACAUUUAUCUUACAUUUGACAUAAUUAUUGUAAAUAUUUUUUUUAUUAAAUAACUGCUUAUGAUCUCAGAACAAGAUUCUUGUUUGUAUGUGGUUGUACCUUUAGUAGGUAUUUAGAUAUAUUCUAAUAAGUACAAUAUGUAUAUAGUAUUGUAUGUAUAUAAUUAUUAUGUAAUAUGAAUUUGUUUAAAAAUGUCUUAUUU
This is a messenger RNA of Achroia grisella, 1029 nucleotides long. RefSeq names its product transmembrane protein 216-like. Gene Ontology annotation, cellular component: ciliary transition zone. The transcript is spliced from 2 exons. Bases 183 to 611 code for a protein of 142 amino acids. NCBI's taxonomy places the organism in Eukaryota, Metazoa, Arthropoda, Insecta, Lepidoptera, Pyralidae. Gene Ontology annotation, biological process: non-motile cilium assembly. The record is from RefSeq and is a predicted model, not a curated record.